Cajanus cajan (pigeon pea) is the source of this 918-nucleotide messenger RNA. Lineage: Eukaryota; Viridiplantae; Streptophyta; Magnoliopsida; Fabales; Fabaceae. The record is from RefSeq and is a predicted model, not a curated record.
AUGAAGGAGGGCAAUUACCGUCAGGCCGAUUGUGGUGGUCGGGCAAGGGUCAAGUGGACACACAACAAUGACGAAGAGAAGUUUACUCCACUCAACGUCCCUAGGAGGACUCAUGGGCAUUCCACAGAAAAUUGUUUCGUCCUGGGGAGGCAGAUCGAGCGUUUGAUCAAGGAGGGGCGUUUGAAAAAGUUCGUGGCUAGGAAACAGGAAGAAGGUUCGUCGGAUAGGCGACAUAGGCGCGCACAGGACGAAACCAGGAGGGAUAGGCAUAGAGAGAGAACUCCCCCCAAGGACACUCCAGCAAGGUCAUUAGAGGCCCACCAGCAACCCAUCCAUGGGGAUUUCAAUACCAUCGCAGGGGGCUUCGCCGGCGGGAGAGCUACCUCAGCUGCCCGAAAGAGGUACACCUGCUCAGUCCUGAAAGUAUCAAAAUUUCGGCGCCCAUCCCAACCUGAGAUUUCGUUCUCGGACUCGGAUUAUGAGGGAGUAGCUCCUCACGAGGACGACCCCGUCGUCGUUUCGGCAAUUGUAAUGAGAUACAAUGUGAAACGUGUGUUGGUCGACCAGGGAAGUUCUGCGGACAUCUUAUUCUGGGAAGCUUUUGAGGGGAUGAAAAUACCUAAUGACCGACUCAUUCCUUAUGCAGGGACUCUAGUGGGUUUUGCAGGAGACCAGGUCAUCGCGAGGGGAUAUGCCGAUCUGGAGACGACGUUUGGCCAUGGAGCUCAGAUGAAAACAGUGGUUGUUCGGUAUUUGGUGGUCAACGCUCAGUCAUCCUACAACAUACUGAUCGGCAGACCGACCCUGAACAAACUGGGAGCGGGGUUGUCCACUUCCCACCUGAAGGUAAAGUAUCCGUUGCCGAACGGUGCUGUGGGGGUCCUUAGAGUGGAUCAGGAGGUUGCUCGUAAAUGCUAG